AUUCCAAAGAAUUGAAGAUGUCGAAGAUAUUUCGGGUAAAAAAAACAUCAAAAUCCGGAAAACGAUCUGAAUGACAAACGAUCGUCGGGCAUCAGCGCAAGCUGUCAAGCGCAUCGGAAUUGAAAGAUUCAACUCUUAAGCUCAAUCCGAAUUUCAUACUCUGAGCUCGUUCACCUACUGAGAAACGAAGAUCCGGAAAAUAUACUUUCAACUGUCUCAUGUUCAAUCUGAUCGUGUGGAGCAUGCUUGGUACUGGCACUGGCGAUCUACUAAACCGGCUUGCCUGAUCGGAAUCUUGUAGACGUGCACCAGUUGCCGAUCAAAGCUCUUCGAGUUCACAGCUCAAGAUUUAUAUUCAGGGAUUAGAAUUACUCUAUCCGGAAAAUGCAGCACAUUCCAGCAACUUUGGAGGAACAGUUGUUAUUGAAAGCCAUCAAGGAAGAAUGUCCUUGGGAGAGUCUCCCGAAACGGCUCCAAGCAACGUUGUCCUCAAAAGAAGAAUGGAACAGAAGGAUUAUUGACCACUGUAUAAAGAAGAGACUUCCAUGGAACACUAGUUUUGCCCGCAAAGUAUGCAAAGAAAGUGAAUACUAUGAAGAUAUGAUGCGUUAUCUGCGAAAGAAUCUAGCGCUAUUUCCUUAUCACCUUGCGGAGUAUGUUUGCCGUGUAAUGAGAAUAUCACCCUUUAGAUAUUACUGCGAUAUGAUAUUUGAGGUCAUGAAAAACGAGAAUCCUUAUGAUAGCAUCCCAAAUUUCAGUGCGGCUGAUGCGUUGCGGUUGACAGGAAUUGGCAGGAAUGAGUUUAUUGAUAUCAUGAAUAAGUGUAGAUCCAAGAAAAUUAUGUGGAAGCUAAACAAGUCCAUUGCAAGAGAGCUUUUACCUUCUCAACCUAUCGAUUUCGUCAUCGAACCAUGGUGGGGAGUUUGUCUUGUAAACUUCACAUUGGAAGAAUUUAAGAAACUCUCAGAAGAAGAAAUGGCAACAAUAGACAAAGUUUGUAAGGAGGAGGCUAAUUCAUUUAUUCUAUUCGACCCAGAUAUUGUAAAAGGUCUCUUCAAAAGAGGAUUGAUCUACUUUGAUGUUCCUGUUUAUCCAGAUGACCGUUUUAAGGUUUCUAGGCUUGAAGGGUUUGUUUCCAACCGAGAACAGUCAUAUGAAGACCCGAUUGAGGAGUUAUUGUAUGCAGUUUUUGUUGUUUCAAGUGAAAAUGCAACUGUCGCUGAACUGGCAGCAACAUUACAGGCUGACCUAAAUCAGCUCCAAGCUGCUGCAUCUUUUGCUUGUAGAUUGGGAUGGGCAGUAAAAGUAAUUGAUCCAGCAUCUGUUCUUCAAGAUACAAGCAUACCUAACUCUCCUAGGGCUAUUUUUGCUGAUGAAGAUGCUUCUCUAGCUGCUUCAGGUUCAUCAAACAUGCUUUCUGAUGGCGAUGCUUCCCAACAAGGGUGGACAGAUAGUUUGGGACCAGAUUCUGAUAAUCGUGUUGCUUUUGUUGUAGAUGCUAAUAUAACAUCAUAUCUCAUGAUGGGGUCUGUUUCACCAGGACUGAAAUCCCAUGCUGUAACCUUGUAUGAAGCUGGCAAACUAGGCCAUGCUUGCAUUGCAGAUCUUUGCAAAGAUCUAAGUACCUUAGAAGGAGCAAAAUUUGAGGGUGAACUGCAGGAAUUUGCAAAUCAUGCAUUUAGCCUACGUUGUAUAUUAGAAUGUUUAUUGGUAGGUGGAGUUGCCACCAGUGCCAAAGGAGAGGAGGGAAACUGUGAUAAAUUAGAUGCAGAAGCUUCUGACAACAAUGAAUCCAAAAACAAUGCUUCAAUUGAAAAGUUAGAAUACUUGACUAUGGACGAAGAUCAGAAAUGUGCUGAUGAUUCUAGCUGUUCAGCAGUGCUCCUUGAGGAUUCUGCCUCAUCUGAAUCUCUUAAAAACAGUGCUGGUGAUGAAACGAAUUCUGCAGCCUCUUUAGAUGGUGGAACUUCCUUUAGUCAGGUAACUGACCCAGUUCCUGAUCUCCAAGUUGAUAACAAAUCGAUGCAGAUUGAUGAGCUAGAGAAUGGAGGAGAAUCACUCAAGAGAAGAAAGAAAUAUCAAGUUGAUAUUCUUCGCUGUGAAAGCUUGGCUUCUCUUUCACCUUCAACAUUAAAUCGGUUGUUUCUUCGCGACUAUGAUGUUGUUGUUUCUAUGAUUCCUCUUCCUCCUUCAUCAGUUCUUCCUGGACCAACAGGCCCUAUCCAUUUUGGUCCUCCAUCUUAUUCAUCUAUGACACCUUGGAUGAAAUUGGUUUUAUAUUCAACUGUAGCCAGUGGGCCACUGUCAGUUAUACUAAUGAAAGGGCAAUGUUUGCGUAUGCUUCCUGCACCAUUGGCCGGCUGUGAGAAAGCCCUAAUAUGGUCUUGGGAUGGUUCAAAUGUUGGUGGCCUGGGAGGAAAAUUUGAAGGAAAUUUUGUAAAAGGGAGUGUACUUUUACAUUGCUUAAACGCACUUCUCAAAUACUCAGCUGUCUUGGUGCAGCCCCUUAGUAAAUAUGAUCUCGAUAAAAGUGGGCGAGCCAUUACCGUUGAUGUUCCUUUACCCUUAAAGAAUUCUGAUGGUUCAAUUGUUCAAGUAGGUAAUGAUAUGGGUCUAUCUGAGGAGGAGAUUUCGGACUUGAACUCCUUGUUAGUUGUUUUAGGAAACAAGUUAGAACUGUGGACAGUUGGUUAUAUACGGGUGUUGAAACUCUUCAAAGAAAGGGAGUUGGAAAACUUUUCAUCGGAUGAGAAGAACUAUGAAUGGGUACCAUUGAGUGUAGGAUUCGGGAUACCACUUUUUAGUCCCAAAUUAUGUGAUAAUAUUUGUACAAGAGUGGUCUCAUCCGAAUUACUCCAGUCAGAUUUACUGUAUAAGCAUCAUGACGCAAUGCAGGGAUUGAGAAAAAGAUUACGUGAUGUUUGUGCGGAAUACCAAGCAACAGGUCCAGCUGCCAGACUUUUAUAUCAGAAGGAACAACCUAAAGAAUCUACCAAACAACUCAUGAACUAUGCCAGUGGAAGGUGGAAUCCACUAAUGGAUCCUUCUUCUCCUAUUUCAGGAACUGCAAGCGAACAUCAGAGAAUAAAGCUUGCUAAUCGGCAUCGCUGUCGUACUGAAGUUUUGAGUUUUGAUGGUUCCAUUCUUAGAUCCUAUGCUCUUUCUCCUGUGUAUGAAGCCGCCACCAGGCCGAUUGAAGAAGCACUUCCUGCUAAUAUGUCGAAUUCAAAAGGCGAAUCAGAUGAAGCUGACAGCAAGGAAGUAGUACUCCCUGGUGUGAAUAUGAUUUUUGAUGGUUCCGAGUUACAUCCAUUCGACAUAGGCGCUUGCCUGCAGGCCCGUCAACCAAUCGCCUUAGUAGCAGAAGCAGCAGCAGCCUCAGCAGCAAGCUACAACUAAGUAGGCUUUGCAGCCAUUCUUAUUUGCUUAGAAUGACACACAAGGUAAUGCAAGUGAAGCCGAGCCUAACAAGCGAGAUCGCAUUCACCAUCCAUUUAUAUUAUGAUUUUUUCGUAAGUUUCAUCUUUGGGGCGACUAGACCGAAUGAAAGUUUGAGAUCGGGUCCAACGUAACGAUUACUGUUAACUUUGUUGGCUUAACGUACCCAUCUCGAGCAUCUUGCCCAGGCGUGCAUUUAGCGUUUGUAGUUUACCAUUACCCUGGCUUGUUAGUAUCCAUGAUUUCAAGAGAGUUCACUUCAUUCUUCUUCUUUUACCAAUUGUAUCUCAUGAUAGCUUAUAGAUGCUGUCUGCCAAAAUGGUCUAUUUUUUUACCAAUGAGAUUUUUAACUGACCAAAGAGCUAUUUUCUUGCUUGUUAAGCCUACUUUUUCAUUCA
This is a messenger RNA of Momordica charantia (bitter melon), 3836 nucleotides long. RefSeq names its product FAM91 carboxy-terminus protein. The record is from RefSeq and is a predicted model, not a curated record. NCBI's taxonomy places the organism in Eukaryota, Viridiplantae, Streptophyta, Magnoliopsida, Cucurbitales, Cucurbitaceae.